Messenger RNA from Geodia barretti, 1481 nucleotides. The record is from the annotation of a GenBank genome assembly. Lineage: Eukaryota; Metazoa; Porifera; Demospongiae; Tetractinellida; Geodiidae.
CAAAUAUCACGUUAGCACGUUCAAAAAAGGUGGCCGCAUCGAUACGAUCGCGAAAGAGAAACGGGCUGCUGCUAUGGAAAGACUCUCCGUGGACAGGCUGCGUGCCGACGAGAAGCUGAUCGAGGGAGUAAAACGUUACCCGUGUCUAUGGGAGAUACACAACAAGUCAUUCAGAGACCUGGGGGCCAAAGAAAGCGCCUGGAAAAUAGUCGCCCAAGAGGUGGGUUAUUCCGAUGAAGAUUGCUUGAAGAGGUGGAAGUCCCUGAGAGAUCGGUUUGUGAGGGAGGCCAAGAAGGUCAAGGAGAAUGCAACACCCGAUGGCGGUUCGGGAUACGUACCUCCUUGGUCCCUCUUUCACAGCAUGACCUUCCUCAUGGACUCAAUUCGUCACAGAAAGUCAAGUAUGCUGACACUAAAACGGGAUGCUUCAGAACUGGCAUUGCCUGAAGAUUCCACGGAAAUAGAAACAAGUGGAGACGGAGAAUAUCUGCCUAUCGGCUCUCCCGGGGAUUCCAGCGUGGACCUCAGCGCCUCUCCGGCCAGCAAACGAAGGAAGACCUCACAUCUACCGGUACCUCUCGUCGUGUGCUCCGCGUCCACUCCGCUAGACCCGAGACUCAACAAGAGCGGCAAGGAAGGCGGAGGAGGGAACAUGCAGACCUCACACCAGGUAACGCAGGCCAUCCUGAAGAGCCUAAAGGCCCUGGAGGAGACGGUGCAGGAGCAGCAGCGGAUUAUCGUGGAUGAGGACGAGCUCUUUGGGAAACAGGUGGCAAUGGUAAUGCAGCGACUAAACAGCAGGCAGAAGGCAGUGGCAAAGCUCCGCAUUCAGCAAGUCUUUCUGGACAUAGAGUUUCCUCCAGAGAAAUCCGACAUCAGUUAGACAUUCUACUCCAGAAACCUCCUCCCUCCCACCCUCUCAUCACUCAGACUGUAUUUACCCCAUCUCACCCUCAUUAUACUGCCACUGACACGAUGCACAGAACCCUCAUGUCAUAUCCCAUAUUUUAUUCUUUCUUGUAGCCCCUUUUUCCAACAACACAUCAUCCUUUCUACAGAGGAAUCCAGUAACAUGAUUAUGAAGCUCAACUAACUCUAGCACUUUUCCUAUUCACUUUUCUUACUGUAUUCCAGAAACAAUGCGCAGAAGAAAAUGGAUGGUUGUAAACGCAUACAUUUUAAUGUACACACAUUCAUACAGAUUGUACAGAACAGUAUCUUCAGCUCUAGAGUUACAACGAGUGUCCCAUAUAAAGAGUGGAUCUUCAUCUUGAUCGAGAGCGGUCCCGUCUUCGUUGGUCCCGGUCGCGAUCCCUAUCCCUGUUCCUCCGAUCUCUGUCCCUAUCUCCCCUCUCCCUCUCCCCCCUGCCCCUCUCCCUCUCUCUACGAUGGCCUCUCUCUGAGUCCCUCCUUCUCUCGUCACCGUGCAGGCUCCUGCGUCGAUCUCUCUCUCCAUCCCUACCACGGGGACUCCAACUUCU